Molecule: messenger RNA, 2134 nt
Organism: Brienomyrus brachyistius
Lineage: Eukaryota; Metazoa; Chordata; Actinopteri; Osteoglossiformes; Mormyridae
Gene: ints11
Product: integrator complex subunit 11
Exons: 17
Coding region: 242-2047 (601 amino acids)
Biological process (GO): snRNA processing
Cellular component (GO): nucleus
Source: RefSeq, a predicted model, not a curated record
AAAAAAAUAAUCAAAGAUGGCUGCGUUCAGCGUUAAUAAAAACGAAGUCUGUGAGAAGCUUUUUUAAAAAUGUCAUAAUUGUAAAAUAUUUAAAAUUGAUAAUUAAUGGAAAAUAUUUACUUAAACCUUCUCCCAGAAACACUUAUCCCAGGUAGCACUGUAUUGUUUGAAAAUUGAAAGCUAGAGCUGAAUUUUUUUAUUUUAGUUUAAUCGGGACUCUCGCAUCUCAGUAGAUUUCACUAUGCCUGAGAUUAAAGUAACACCAUUAGGUGCUGGACAAGAUGUUGGCCGGAGUUGCAUCCUGGUUUCGAUCGGUGGUAAAAAUAUUAUGCUGGAUUGUGGAAUGCACAUGGGAUACAACGAUGACCGGCGUUUCCCUGACUUUUCGUACAUCACCCAAAACGGACGUCUAACCGAAUUCUUGGACUGUGUCAUCAUAAGCCAUUUUCAUCUGGAUCAUUGCGGAGCACUGCCCUAUAUGAGUGAGAUGGUGGGCUAUGAUGGACCAAUAUAUAUGACUCACCCAACCAAAGCCAUAUGCCCCAUCUUACUGGAGGAUUUCAGGAAAAUCACCGUUGACAAAAAAGGGGAAACUAACUUUUUCACAUCACAGAUGAUCAAAGAUUGCAUGAAAAAGGUGGUGCCUUUGAACCUCCAUCAGACAGUUCAGGUGGAUGAUGAGUUGGAAAUCAAGGCGUACUAUGCAGGGCAUGUGCUAGGAGCUGCCAUGGUACAGAUCAAAGUUGGAGCAGAAUCUGUGGUCUACACUGGUGAUUAUAAUAUGACACCAGACAGACAUUUAGGGGCAGCAUGGAUUGACAAGUGUCGUCCCGAUGUCCUAAUAUCAGAGUCCACCUACGCAACCACCAUCCGGGACUCAAAGCGCUGUCGAGAGCGAGACUUCCUGAAGAAGGUGCAUGAGACUGUGGAGAGGGGGGGAAAGGUCCUUAUUCCAGUCUUUGCCCUGGGAAGAGCUCAGGAACUUUGUAUUUUGCUUGAGACAUUCUGGGAGAGGAUGAACCUCAAAGCCCCCAUCUACUUCUCGACUGGUCUCACAGAAAAAGCCAACCACUACUACAAGCUUUUUAUCACAUGGACCAACCAGAAAAUCCGCAAAACCUUUGUGCAAAGGAACAUGUUUGAGUUCAAGCACAUCAAAGCCUUUGACCGGUCCUAUGCUGACAAUCCAGGGCCAAUGGUGGUUUUUGCCACCCCUGGGAUGCUGCAUGCUGGACAGUCCCUCCAGAUAUUCAAGAAGUGGGCUGGCAAUGAGAAGAACAUGGUGAUCAUGCCAGGCUACUGUGUGCAGGGAACAGUGGGACACAAGAUCCUGAGUGGCCAAAAGAAGCUGGAGAUGGAGGGAAGAACGACGCUGGAGGUGAAGCUGCAGGUGGAGUACAUGUCUUUCAGCGCCCACGCCGACGCCAAAGGCAUCAUGCAGCUGAUCCGCAUGGCUGAGCCUCGCAGCGUGCUGCUGGUGCACGGCGAGGCCAAGAAGAUGGAGUUCCUCAAGGACAAGAUUGAGCAGGAAUUCAGCAUAAGUUGUUUUAUGCCAGCCAAUGGGGAGACUGCUACUAUAGCAACAAACCCCAGUGUGCCGGUGGACAUUUCCCUCAACCUUCUCAAGAGAGAGGCUGCCCUUGGAGGUCCUCUGCCUGACUCCAAGAAGCCACGCACGAUGCACGGCACACUCAUAAUGAAGGACAAUAGUCUCCGCCUGGUCUCCCCUGAGCAGGCCCUCAAAGAGCUCGGCCUCAAUGAGCACCAGCUGCGCUUCACCUGCCGCGUGCAGCUGCAGGACCCCCACAACGACGCCGACACGCUCAACAGGGUCUACAGCCACCUCAAGAGCGUGCUGAAAGGCUACACAAUCCAGCACCUUACUGAUGGCACUGUUAUGGUGGAAUCCAUCGUCCUCAAGGUCUCGUCCUCUGCUGAAGACCCCAAUACAAAGGUGGUUCUGCUUUCCUGGAGCUACCAGGAUGAGGAAUUGGGCAGCUUCCUAUCAUCGUUGCUUCGGAAAGGGCUUCCAUCUGGAUUGUGCUGAAUUCUCUGUGAGGAGAAUGACAUUGUACCUCUUUGUCUGUGCAGGACUGGUUCGAAUAAAACUUUUACAAUAAAACAUUGAAUCACA